This is a messenger RNA of Drosophila hydei, 933 nucleotides long. RefSeq names its product serine protease 1. Gene Ontology annotation, molecular function: serine-type endopeptidase activity. Gene Ontology annotation, biological process: proteolysis. The transcript is spliced from 2 exons. Lineage: Eukaryota; Metazoa; Arthropoda; Insecta; Diptera; Drosophilidae. The record is from RefSeq and is a predicted model, not a curated record. The coding region runs from base 35 to 859 and encodes 274 amino acids.
UGGAAAAUCAUUCGUUCAUUUGACAACAAUCAGUAUGAAAGUGCUCGUAGUUCUUGCUUUGGUUAUUGCCACCGUCUCUGCUGGCGUGGUGCCACAGGGCGCUCCCAUACAUCCUCGUGAUUUGCCCAGCAUGCCUUCAAUUGAGGGACGCAUAACCAAUGGCAGGACUGCCUAUGACGGUCAGUUCCCCUAUCAGGUGGGACUUAGCUUCUCAAGCUCCAGCGGUGGCUGGUGGUGCGGUGGUUCCAUCAUUGACAACCAGUAUGUCCUGACAGCCGCUCACUGCACCAGCGGUGCUUCCGCCGUGACCAUCUACUUCGGCGCUUUGGUUCGCACCAACGCCAAGUUGACCCACACCGUCUCCAGCUCCAACUUCAAGCAACACACUGGCUACAACUCGAACACUCUGGCUAACGAUAUCUCGCUGAUCAGGACCCCAGUCGUUUCGUUCACCUCAUACAUCAACAAGGUUUUGUUGCCUCCAAUUGCCAGCAGCUACUCCACCUACGCUGGCCAGAAGGCUACCGCCUCCGGCUGGGGCAAGACCUCCGAUAGCGCUUCCGGUGUGACCAACACACUCCAAUACCAAAUCUUCGAGGUUGUCUCUGUUGCUACUUGCCAGGCCACCUAUGGCUCUGCCGUUGCCUCCGCCAAGGUCAUCUGCAUUGCGACCCCCAACAAGUCAUCCACCUGCCAGGGUGAUUCCGGCGGCCCAUUGGUUCUGGACAGCACUGGCCGCUUGAUUGGUGUCACUUCCUUCGUCUCUAGCUCUGGCUGCCAAUCUGGUCUGCCCUCUGGCUUCACUCGUGUGACUAGCUACUUGGACUGGAUCAAGACCAACUCCGGCGUCUCCUACUAAAUCCACUUCAAAGGGAAUAUUGUAAAAUAAAAGUCCACAAUAUCCACAAUAUACUGAGCUUUAUAAAAAUCAAA